Molecule: messenger RNA, 4320 nt
Organism: Hippocampus comes (tiger tail seahorse)
Lineage: Eukaryota; Metazoa; Chordata; Actinopteri; Syngnathiformes; Syngnathidae
Gene: ikbkb
Product: inhibitor of nuclear factor kappa B kinase subunit beta
Exons: 22
Coding region: 160-2388 (742 amino acids)
Biological process (GO): peptidyl-serine phosphorylation; tumor necrosis factor-mediated signaling pathway; positive regulation of transcription by RNA polymerase II
Cellular component (GO): IkappaB kinase complex; cytoplasm
Molecular function (GO): protein binding; ATP binding; IkappaB kinase activity
Source: RefSeq, a predicted model, not a curated record
CGGAGCCUGCAGGUUUACAGGAAAUCGCCGAAUCAGGAAGUUAAACUUUUAGUGGAGAUUUUUUUAGUUAUCUAACAAAAAUUGUGGACAUUCACUGAGUCGGGACGCACAACUAUCAGAUAACAGGUGUGGCCGAUUGCAGGAGCCCUGGUAAAGGCCAUGAACCGUGUCCCCCUUCAUCAGCCACAGAGCUGUGGGCCCUGGGAACUGAAGGAGCGUUUGGGCACGGGGGGCUUUGGGAAUGUCACCAGAUGGCAAAAUAAGGAUACAGAAGAACAGAUUGCAAUCAAACAGUGCCGCCAAGAGCUGAGUGAGCGAAACAAAGAGAGAUGGUGUCUGGAGAUCCAGAUCAUGAAGAGGUUGGAUCAUGUCAACGUGGUGGCAGCGAGGGAGGUUCCCGAAGGGAUGCAAAAACUUGUGGCUACCAACGACCUGCCGCUGCUGGCCAUGGAAUACUGCCAAGGAGGGGAUCUGAGAAAGUAUCUGAACCUCUUGGAGAACUGCUGUGGAAUGCGCGAGGGCUCCGUUUUGAUUCUGUUGUGCGACAUUUCCUCCGCUCUGACCUACCUCCACAAGAAGCGGAUCAUCCACCGAGAUUUGAAACCUGAAAACAUUGUACUGCAGCAGGGAGAGAAGCGAGUGAGUUCAAACGUCCCCCUCGCCCAUGUCACAUACGCCCAAAGCAGAAGGACGAGGUCAGAUUUUCGCCUUUUGCCAUCUUUGGCCUUUUGUUUCGACAGAUUUUCCACUACAAGCCUUAGUUUGACUUUACCCAAAGUGAGUGAACUUGAGGAGGAGAUGAUGCACCUGCAACAAGACAUUCUGGACGUUCAGCGUCAGCCAUGGAGGAGUGGAGAGGCUCUGGACACACUUGAAGGGAAAGCCAUGGAAAUGGUGCGCAAGCUGAGAGAGAAACCGAAAGAGCAGCGUUGCUCUGGGGAUGGUCAGGAAAUCUUGCGUCUGGUGGUUCAGGCGAUGCAGUUCUAUGAGAGGAAGCUACGAGACUUCUACACACACCUCAGUCUUUUAGCGGAGAAGCUGGAGAGAUGGCUGCGGCUGAUGCUCAAGUGGUCUCCACAAGAGCCGCCCAUGGUUCAGGUUUUGAACAUGACCACAGCCAAGAUCCUGAGGUAUGCAGUCACAGAUGAGGAGACGGUGGCCGAGCUGCAAAAGAGAAUCGAGGAGGACACAAGCAUCCCCGCAGCCAAGCAGGAGUUGCUGCUUGAGGCCGGUUUAGCCUUGGAGCCUCACGGGUUGGCCACGCAGUGCGCCAUCGAUUACACCGAAAUAGAUGGCCGGCGGACAGACUUCCCUCUCAUUUUCCUGUUUGAUCGCUCAUCUUGUAGUUACGAACCACCAUUGACUCCUCGCUCUCUCCCUGAAAACAUCUGUUUUGUCCAAAAGGACCCAAAACACGUUUUGCCUUACAGCCCUCUGAGGCGAACAUGUGCCCAGGCGUGGCACACAAUCCGCUCCCUGAAGGAGGACUGGCAGCGACUGCAGCAGGGACAGAAAGCAGCCAUCAUGAGCUUGCUGAGACACAACUCAUCCCUGUCCAAGCAGAAGAACGAGAUGGUGUCCAUGCAUCAGAGACUCAUGGCCAAGCUGGACUUCUUCACUACCAGCCUUCACACUUGCAAAAAAAUUGAAAUGUGGAAUCAAUUUCAUUCUUUAGCUUCAGAGAAACUGCUGGGAGUGUGGAGGGAAAUGGAGCAGACUGCCGGCAGCUGCGGUCAGCCCAAAGUGAGUGAACUUGAGGAGGAGAUGAUGCACCUGCAACAAGACAUUCUGGACGUUCAGCGUCAGCCAUGGAGGAGUGGAGAGGCUCUGGACACACUUGAAGGGAAAGCCAUGGAAAUGGUGCGCAAGCUGAGAGAGAAACCGAAAGAGCAGCGUUGCUCUGGGGAUGGUCAGGAAAUCUUGCGUCUGGUGGUUCAGGCGAUGCAGUUCUAUGAGAGGAAGCUACGAGACUUCUACACACACCUCAGUAAGACGGGUGUUUGUCGCCAGCGCGUCAUGGAGCUGCUGCCGAAGGUGGAAGGCGUUGUGCAGGAGAUGGCUGAGAGCGAACAAGUCCUGAUGGGUCUGCAGGAGAAGCGCCAAAGGGAGCUGUGGAAUCUCCUCAAAGUUGCCUGUAGUAAGGUUCGAAGCCCGGUAAGCGGGAGUCCCGAUGGAUCUCGGACGCCUUCUUCAGUACCUCCUCUGAUGACCCCCCGACACAGUUUACAGCAGUUGGAUGAGUCUCUGGUUGAGGAGAGCAGGACCUUUGAGAGUCGACUGCAAAGUUUGCUGCAUGACACCAUUCAGGAGUCCGAGAGCAGCAUGGAGAUGCUGAGGGAAUGGACGUGGCUGCAAGGGAGCAACAGUUUCUCCAGAGAUCUUUCCUAGUUUAACGUCCACUUGGUGCCACCGUGUAGAAACCAGGACAAAACAUAUGUUUGUGCACACUUCGAAGGGGAACAGCAAAUCCUCAAUGAUUCCACAGCUUUGGAAGUUGUUGAUGUUAGACCGCAGAUCAAAGAUGUACACUGUGAUUAUGACAAUGUUUGCGGAGGGUGUCUUGCUCAUUUUUUUUCGUCCUCAACAAACGGCACUUGGCCUCAUUAGGGUCGCGGGUGAGCUGGACCUUAUCCCAGUUGACUUUUGGUGAGAUGCGGGAUAUUGCUUGGAUUGAUUGCAAGACAGUUCUUUUAACCAAUCAUCCUACACCAAUAUAACCUCACUUCAGACUCAGAGCUGUUUGUUCUCAGCCAUCCAGAUUAUGGGAAUCUGACCUUUUUAACUGCAUGUUGAGGUGCACCGGAUGAAGUGUACAGAGAUUGUCACAAAAGUAUUGUAGCAUCAUUCAGUGUCACAGUAGAAUAACAAUAACAAAGCAGGGGUGGGCAAAGUAUGGCCUGUGGGCCACCUACGGCCCACUACAUUUUUUUAACCUAUCCGAUCAAGCUUUUACGUUAUUAAGAAUCCUGUACUUUCUGUUGUAUUCAUUUAGCCUGUUUUGAAAAGUUGUUCAUGAAACUGUAAGUCAAUUUUAAUUUGAAAUAUUUUCAAUCCACGUAGCUCGUUAAAUAAUUAUUUAAAGAUUUUUCUUCGAUAAUAAACUAAGGCCCACCUCAAACCAACAACUGAACUAACUGGACAGUCGAGAAAAAAAAAAAAACAGUCUGCGACUCUCCUAAUCCUGCCAUGCAUAAUUAACUCACUUCAACGGGAAAAUUUAAUUGUCCUGACCGCUGUAACUGUAAUAUGGACAAAAGUAAAAGAAGAGACUGGAGACAUUUGCACGACAAAGAGACUCAACGCUUUGCUAUUGAAUCGUCACGUGCAUAUGAAAUUAUAAAUGUCGUUAAGUAUUAUUGUAAACCACAAGACAUAUACUGGAUAUUCUGUAUUGAUAUGCUUCGAGUGGCCAGCUGCAUGUCACUUCUACCCAAAAGCACAAUUUUUGAUGUGAAAUCUCGAGGGCAUUUCAGUGACAAGAGGCCUCCAUGCUUAACGUUUUAGCUGCAGGUACAUAUGAAAUUACAAACAUGGUUAAGUAUUAUUGUAAAGCACAACAUAAAUGAUAUACUGUAUAAUAUACAGUAUAUCAUUUACUAUUUACUAUAUAGUGUAUAAACUUCAUUAAUACAGCUUGGCGGACCUUCCUUAAUACCUGUAAAAUGUCAUUUUUCUUGUGAAAGGUCAUGUGAUAGGACAUUUUUGAUUUGAUUUGCGACACUGUUCACUGACGAUAGUUGCCAAACCCUUAGCUAAUGGUCAAACAGGCAUGAAAAGUAGUCACUGAGCACGACGGUACAUUACGUGAUAUUUUAGUCUGGUUUUUGAUUGUUAAAACUCUGUUGCAGAUUUAACUUUUUUAACUCCAUCCACGAAUGACCUGGUCCAAUUGUCUGUGUUAACAAAUCACACGUUGUUGCCUGUAGCACAAAAGUUUGCACACGGUUUUUAAUGCGGCAUUUUCUCCAUUAAGACAUAAAGUAAAAUUUUGAACUAAAACAGGAUCAGAUUAGGGGCACUUCUCAUCCAUUCCACAACUUCCUUGAUGUCAAAAGAUGUACUGCCUGGCUAUUUUUUAAUGUGUUUCUCUCCAUCUAUUGAUACUGAAGCGAAGGGAGGUGUUAAUAUAUUGCCACUGGGCUGCAAUUUCAUCGUGCCGUUAAAACUGCAAUAAUGACAUGUUAAGAGAGUGAUAUUUUGAAUUUUACACCUGUUUUUUUAUUAUUGAUGUCAUGAUAUAUAAUGGCACAAAAGUACGUAUUCAUCAUUGUGUUGUCAUUUUUUUAUUCCACUGCUUAAAUAAAAGUCAGUCUGAGGUUA